Messenger RNA from Melitaea cinxia (Glanville fritillary), 1587 nucleotides. RefSeq names its product N-acetyllactosaminide beta-1,3-N-acetylglucosaminyltransferase 4-like. The record is from RefSeq and is a predicted model, not a curated record. Bases 1 to 1587 code for a protein of 528 amino acids. Gene Ontology annotation, cellular component: membrane. Gene Ontology annotation, molecular function: hexosyltransferase activity. The transcript is spliced from 4 exons. NCBI's taxonomy places the organism in Eukaryota, Metazoa, Arthropoda, Insecta, Lepidoptera, Nymphalidae.
AUGCAGUCAGCACGAGUUGAGAUUGGUGGAGCUUUUCCUGCAACAUCCAGACGCGAGUUCUCAGCAAAAAGAGAUGCAAACAAAUCCGCUUUCUCUUUUGCGGAAUGGGCCAGUGAUCCAUCAGUCCUCAGCAAUGGUGGAAGUGACGGCCGACAAAAGUUAGAUUCAACGGCUUUUGCCAGGGACCAAAACGCUUUGCUCCCAGAAGGCGAGCGCUCAGUAUUACGAGUACACCUAGUCGAACAGUUGCCGGUGGUCGAUACAGCGAGUGUACGGCCGCUUGUAGUUAACGCGAAGAUCGGCGAUAAUUUUUGCACUGUGUCCGCGGCGGUGGGCGAGCGCGCACCGCUCCGGACCGGACCUGACCGUUCCGUACCGUAUUGGACCGCACCGGAACGUGCCUUGUUGUUGGCGAAGUCGCUGCAACAAAUGGAAAAGAAAGACCUAAAAGACGCGGCUGCGCGGCCCCCGCUCGGGAGGCGGGUGAGACGAGCGAUGAGCGCCCUCGGCGCGGCCGGCGCCCUGCGGCGCUCGCACGCCGUCGCGUUCGUGGCGCUGGCGGCGCUGCUGCUGCUGCUGCUGGCGCGCUCGGCGCCGCCCCCGCCGCCGCGCCCGCGCCCCGCGCCCCUCUCGCUCCCCGCGUCCGCCCCCACGCCGCCGCCCGCCCCCGCCGCCGCCGACGGCACGCGCGCGCCCAACUCCUCGGCGACGGCCGUCAACGCGACGUCGCCCGCGCCCGCCCGCGCGGCCGCCCGCCCGCCCGGCGCGGUGCUGACGCGCGAGCUGUACGAGGCGGGGCACGCGCGGCCGCACCCCGAGCUGUGCCCGGCGCUGGGCGCGCGCCUGCGCCUGCUGGUGCUGGUGUCGUCGGCGCCGGCGCACGCGGCCGCGCGCCUGGCCGUGCGCCUCACGUGGGGCCACUUCGCGGCGCGGCGCGACGUGGCGCUGGCCUUCGUGCUGGGCGCGCCGCCCGCCGCGCUGCGGCCCGCGCUGGACGCCGAGGACGCGCUGUACGGCGACCUGGUGCAGGGCCGCUCCGUGGACUCGUACUCCAACCUCACGCUCAAGACGCUGUCCAUGCUGGAGUGGGCGGACACGUACUGCCCGCGCGCGCCGCACGUGCUCAAGACGGACGACGACAUGUUCAUCAACGUGCCGCGCCUGCUGGCCUUCGCGGCCGCGCGCGCCAACGAGACGCGCUCCGUGUGGGGCAAGGUGGUGCGCAAGUCGCUGCCCAAGCGCACCACCAAGUCCAAGUACUACGUGUCGCCGCUGCAGUUCCCGGGCAAGGUGUUCCCCGACUUCGCCACCGGGCCCGCCUACCUGCUGUCGGCGGACUGCGUGCGGCCGCUGCUGCGCGCGGCGGGGGCGGAGCCCUACCUGCGCCUGGAGGACGUGUUCGUGACGGGCGUGCUGGGCGCGCGCCUGGCGCUGCGGCGGCGCCACGCGCCCGAGUUCUACAACAAGAAGGUGGCCGCGCACCCGUGCGCCGUGCAGCGCGGCAUCGCCAUCCACAUGGUGCAGUUCCACGAGCAGUUCGACCUGUGGCGCAAGCUGCUGGACGGCAAGACCAAGUGCAAGAGCUAG